This is a messenger RNA of Eimeria tenella, 1554 nucleotides long. RefSeq lists its product as uncharacterized. Bases 1 to 1554 code for a protein of 517 amino acids. The record is from RefSeq and is a predicted model, not a curated record. Lineage: Eukaryota; Apicomplexa; Conoidasida; Eucoccidiorida; Eimeriidae. The transcript is spliced from 7 exons.
AUGAAAAAUGAAGCAACAGGAGAUACAGCGACAAAAGAACAAAUCAGCUUCGCUCGAGGAGAGGCACAAGGCUACAGCAGCAGCAACAGCAGCAGCAGCAGCAGCAGCAGCAGCACCAACAACUACAAUGGAUGCGUGUCGCCGCCGCAGCAGCAGCAACAGCAGCAGCAGCAGCAACAGCAGCAGCAACAGCACCAGCAACGCCUAAGUGACCCUAAGCCUAGCGACACCGCGCAGCAAAGUACUGCAUGUGUGCGUGAGCUAGCAGCAGGCGGGCGCAGCCGCACAUCUGCAGCAGCUGCUGCUGCCGCUGCAGCAAUGGCAACAGCUGCUGCAGCAACAGCAGCAUCAUUCCCAGGAACAGCAGCUCCAAGGGCGGCUGCGGCAGCAUUGCCUUUAGCUGCUGCUGCAGCUAUUGCUCCCUUAGCUGCUACUCCUGCUGCUGGUCCCGUUGCUGCUGCUGCUGCUGCUGCCGCCCCACAAGAGGGUUGGGGAUCUCUACGGUUUGGUGGGACACAGCAGCAGGGAGGCGGAGCAGCAGCAGCAGCAGCAGCGGAGGCAGCAGCAAAAGCUUCGGAAGCUCCAACAACAUCAGCAGCAGCGGCAGCAAUAGCAGCAGCAGCAGCGGAAGCCGCAACUCCAAUUGUCUACAGAACAGCAGCAGCAACAGACCUCGCAGCAGCAGCAGCGACAGCGGGAGCGGCCCCUGAUGCUGCAGCUGAGGUGGCUGAUGCGGAAGGAGCUGCUGGUGGCGUUGCUGCCGCAUCAACGGACGCGGCAGCAUCAGCUGCAGCAGCAGCAGCAGCGCGAGCGGCCAGGUGUACGUACACCCCAACUGCAGCAACAAAACAAGACACGUGUGAAUUAUUUUCUUUAGAGUUGUGGCUGCGGCUGCUGCCCUCCAGUGCUGCUGAAGUGGCAGCAGCAAAGGCUGCGCUGCAGCAGCAGCAAGAGGAGCAGCAGCAGCGGCAGCAGCAACAGCAACGGGCAGCCACAGGAGACGAAUUCGAAGAUGCAGCAGAGCUCGUGCUGCUGCUGCAGCAGCUGCUGCAGCGGAUUGCUCCCUGGCUGCUUCUGUCGCCACAGGACGCCCUUCAGUCUUCCCGCGCUGCCGCAAAGUUCUGGUGCUUGCUGCUGCAGUUCAGCAGCCCUGCUGUAUCUGCUGCUCUCGAAAGUCUCACGGGAGAUCCACUGUGGGCUCAUUUGCCGCUGCUGCACUCUCUUGUCUUGGGGAGAUUUAGUUCUCCCCGCGCAGCUCUUGCUGCUGUCCACUGCCUCCUCAGCUUGGCCGGCGAGAGGGGGGAUGCUGGCGUCUGCUAUUUGUACUUUCUCUCGGCUUACGCGCUGCUGCACCGCAACAGUUUUGCUGCAGAGCCCCAGCGGCUGCUGAACUCUCAAGAGGCAAUGGACCACUGCCUCCUGCGGCCCUCUGUUGCGCACCCCUCCUUCGGUGCUGCUGCAGCUGCAGCAGCUGCUGGGGGCCUGCAGGGCAUCUGGGGAGCUGCGCUUCCUGCAGCAGCAGCAGCUGCAGCAGCAGCAGCAGCUGGAACUUAA